Notothenia coriiceps (black rockcod) is the source of this 659-nucleotide messenger RNA. Its product is annotated as RNA-binding protein 42-like. The record is from RefSeq and is a predicted model, not a curated record. Gene Ontology annotation, molecular function: mRNA binding. The transcript is spliced from 3 exons. Lineage: Eukaryota; Metazoa; Chordata; Actinopteri; Perciformes; Nototheniidae. Bases 16 to 333 code for a protein of 105 amino acids.
AUCUUGUUUUCUCAAAUGUUUGCAGAUGAUUUCCGUAUAUUUUGCGGUGAUCUUGGCAAUGAGGUGAAUGAUGACAUAUUGGCCAGAGCCUUCAGCAGAUACCCGUCUUUCCUCAAAGCGAAGGUGGUGAGAGACAAACGAACAGGAAAGACUAAAGGCUACGGCUUUGUCAGCUUCAAAGAUCCCAACGACUACGUCAGAGCCAUGAGAGAGAUGAACGGGAAGUACGUCGGCAGUCGUCCCAUUAAACUGAGGAAGAGCAUGUGGAGGGACCGCAACAUGGAAACGGUACGCAAGAAGCAGAAAGAGAAGAAGAAGCUGGGCCUCCGGUAGAGACUGUGUGUGCUGCUCAGUGUACAAGUAUGACAUUGUAAAUGCUUUCACUCUUCUUUUUUUUUUCAUUAAAUAAAACUAUUUCUUAGUUCUUGAUAUGGUCACUUUCAAUUUUACCGGCUGUGUUACUCAUUGAAGUACUGUAGGAGUUGCUGUAUUUACAUCAUCUUGCGACAUGAGGUGAAAGAAUGGCACUACUUCAAAUACAAAUCAGAGUCUUUCACUUUUAUUCAUGAGCCCAAAAUACCAAUACGGAUGCAAUGACAGAAUAAUAUGAAAAUCAUUUGAUGUCAGGUCAUAUUGCCCAUCAGUCUCAUGAUAUGUUU